This is a messenger RNA of Dimorphilus gyrociliatus, 1707 nucleotides long. The record is from the annotation of a GenBank genome assembly. Lineage: Eukaryota; Metazoa; Annelida; Polychaeta; Dinophilidae.
ACUCUUCAAACCUCUACGUCCGGAGCAUGCUUGAAACAAGCAUAAUAGACUGUCUCUAGUUUAAACAUCAUAAGCUGUAUAUUUUUUUCCGAAUUGAACAGCGCCAGUCUGCACUGUUGAAGAGAAUAAAUCAUGGAUAUUGAAUCAGCAUUGGAGUUGGUAGGGGCGUGGGGAAAAUAUCAAAUACGCAAUUACUUACUAUUAGGAAUAGCGACAACAGUUACCAGUGUUCAUGCUCUCAUAAAUGUCUUCCAUGCUGUUGUUCCUGAAUUCAUUUGUAGUGAACCGGGUUGGAAUAUUUCUUCAAGAGACAAAUGUACACAGCAAGUAAAUGGAUCCGAAAAUAGAUGUCGCUCAUGGAAUUAUUCCAUGGAAUAUGGAGAAAAUAUGAUAACCGAGUGGAAUUUGGUUUGUCAAAACAACUAUCUAAGAGCAACUGCCCAAUCUAUUUAUAUGACUGGAUUUCUGCUUGGAGCCUUUAUUUUUGGACAAGUUAGUGACAAGGUUGGACGUAAAAAAGGUCAUCUAUCAGCAACCAUUUUACUUUGUAUAUCGGGAACUGUGGCUGCGUUCGCUCCAGAUUAUUGGACUUUUUCUUUUGCUCGUUUAGUUGUGGGUAUUUCUACAGGAGGAACAUUAACUAUUGGAUAUGUUUGGGCACUAGAACCUAUUGGAAAGAACUAUAGAAUGCCAACAGCUAUGAUGUUUGAAUUUUUCUUUGCAUCUAGCUGUGCGUUAAUAGCCGGUUUAGCUUUUGUUGUGAAAAACUAUUGGAAAUUACAGCUUAUAACCUCAUUAGCACCAUUAGUUUUUAUUUCUUACUAUUUUCUACUUAAUGAAUCUCCGAGGUGGCUAUUAGGUGUAAACAAAGUUGACGAACUAGUUAAAACAUUUAAAGAUAUUUCAUCAAUGAACGGGAAACAAUACGAUGAUUCAGUUCUCGAAAAGUUAGUUGAAUAUCAAACACUGAAGAAUUCAGAAAAAGACCUUGACAAGGAUGAAAAAAUGGCUGAACAAGAAGUUCAAAAUUCAAAAAAUGGAUACGAAAGAAGACAUUAUGACUUUCGUGACCUAUUUAAAACUCCUAAUAUGAGGAAAAAAACAAUGAAUAUUUGUUUUCAAUGGUUUACAUGCUCUUUUACUUUUUAUGGUUUAAGUUUGGCCUCUUCUGAGAUGAAAGUUAGUCCGUAUGUAAGCGUAACUCUAACUGGUAUAAUGGAUAUGAUUGGUCCUGCUUUAGCUUGUUUGGUUCUAAAUCGAAUUGGCAGAAGGUUGUCUAUGUCCAUUUCAUUAUUAUUCUCUUCCAUCAUGUGCUUUAUGGCUAUCAUUUUACCAUCACGCUAUUUUAUAGUAAUAAUUGUUCUGGCUCAACUUGGAACUUUAGGUGGUUCAUCAGGAUUUGCAAUAUCAUAUAUGUACACUGCUGAAUUAAUGCCCACCGUUGUUCGAAAUGUAGGCGUGGGUUUCGGAUCAGUAUUUGCCAGGAUAGGCGGUUUAUUAGCACCAUUUGUUGCAAUGUUUAGUGCACGUAUUGCUUUAAUUGUCUUUGGCUCGUGUGGCUUGUUGGCAGGAAGCAUAGUCUUACUUUUACCGGAGACCCUGGGAACUAAACUGCCAGAAACCCUAGAAGAGGGAGAGGAGUUUGGAAAAGAGUAUAUAUCUCCAUGUCGUUUUCUAAGAAAACGAAAGCAGUUACAAAGUGUAUAA